AUGGCAGCUAUGGGAUCCAAGGACGGAGCAGAAUCCAAGCCAGGCGGAACGGCAGCAGGACUACAGGCAUGCAUCACCAACAUGCAUGCCAACAACCGGCCUGACAUGCAGCAUUCGAACAAUCAAAUAUACACACAGAAUUGCGUCCAAGAAUCAUUUGUGGAGAGAAACGCUCAUAAGACCCAGACGCUGCACCUGCCGAGUGAGCUGGAGCAAGGCUGGUGCGUCGUGCCCCCUACCCUGCAAACUAGAACCCCUGCAAUAGACCCAUGCAUGGUAUCAACUAGAGAGCCUCCAUACAGUUUCCGAAGCCCGGAGUCAGUGGAGAUGGAUGAGAUCAUGGCUGCUAUGGUCCUGACCAGCCUUUCCUGUAACCCGGUGGUCCAGAGUCCUCAGCAGACGGAAACUGGAACAGUUGGCUCCUCCUCAUCAGCUGAGAUGGAGUGUGGCGGUGGCGAGCUCUCCGACAGUGGCAGCAGCGGCUACUGGAGCUGGGAUCACGGCAAUGUGAGCCCGGCCCCCUCGCCGUCUGUCCCGGAAAUAGACAGCAGCCCAGAUGACGGCAUGCACAUGGAGCUGGAGCAGGGGGAGGAACUUCAUGCCAAAAAGCCAAAGAGCUCUUUCAAAGGUUUGUACAAGUGUCUGUGGCCCAAUUGUGGCAAGGUGCUCACAUCCUCAGUCGGAAUAAAAAGACACAUCCGAGUGCUGCAUCUGGGCAGCGGGUCAGAUCAGUCACAGAGAGAAGAGGACUUCUACUACACUAAAAUCUCCUGUGAGGCGGUGGACACCAGCACUGUAUUAGUUCCUGCCCAGCAGGCUCUGGGCCAGGCAUCUCCUCUCAAUUGGGCCACGUGCAAUUCACCAACUGGUUCGGCUGUUCAGAUCCCACCGGGACAUAGGCCAAGGUCCAACUCCAGCUCCGGCCUCGUUUCAAGCCGGCCCAGUCCGCUCAGUCAAUCAGCCCCGAGCAGCUUCUGGCAGAUCCACACCGAACAUCUCUAUCAGGCGUGCAACCCCGUCCAGGCACCUCUAGCCCCAAAAAGUCCAGGGUGCCACACUUUGACCACCACCGCCGUGGCCUCAAGCCACAAUAACACUCAGAUGGUGAAACCUCGCUGUCGGUCCGUCAGUGUCGGGGAGCAAUGGCUGCAACAGAAUCGGCUCCAGACAAUGAGCGCGUCGCCCUCGCGUACUCACUGCUCCUUCAGGAAAGGACGCGGGGAGGCCAAGAAAUGUCGCAAGGUAUACGGAGUGGAGCGAAAGGACCAGUGGUGCACUGCCUGCCGCUGGAAAAAAGCCUGCCAACGUUUCCCUGACUAA
Nerophis lumbriciformis (worm pipefish) is the source of this 1320-nucleotide messenger RNA. NCBI's taxonomy places the organism in Eukaryota, Metazoa, Chordata, Actinopteri, Syngnathiformes, Syngnathidae. The record is from RefSeq and is a predicted model, not a curated record.